AUGGAGCACAAAUUCUUAAUCCGGGAACCGACUGACAUUUUGUCGCUGGUUGAUCUGCUGAAGGCAUGCGAACCAGCUUCUCAGCAUAUUAUUAAAGCUGCUGUAUUCCUGUGUUUAGAAUUACUAAUAGAAUUGCUCAGCGUCCUUGCCAGUUACAGUAUCGAAGUGCGAGACAUGAAAUGUAUUCUUCGUGCGUUGCAGGCUCGCAACGGCAGAUGGGCUCGACAUUCUUCCAAAUUGCUUCAGGUGCUGCAGCAAGUGCUUCGAAAGGACGGGCCUGACGUAUUCUUCAGUUUUUCCGGAGGCAAUCAUAACGGGAUACAAAUUCCGCCCCUAAAUCGCUGGUCCAGCAACGCCGGAUGGACAUUCAGCGUCUGGGUUCGAAUGGAUCCCAUAAAUUCAGGAAAUUUCGAAGGGGAGACGCCACAUUUGUUUUAUUUUGGUACCCCCAAUUUCAAUUACGCUUGCUACUUCGUGGGAAACUUUCUCGUCCUGUCAGCAGUGAAAGGCAAAAGCUCACAGGGCGUUCAGCGAUGCAUCAAAUACGAAAUACAGCAGCGCAAAUGGCAGCAUGUCGUACUGGUGUACGUGUUUAGUCGGUGGGGCCGUAACGAGGUCCAGUGCUACAUCGACGGCCAACUUGUUUCUACUCUUGACCUCAACUGGCCAGUCAAUAACAGUGAGCACUUCGAUCGUUGCUUCAUCGGAUGUAGCGCCGAUGUUGAACACCGAAACACGUUCAGUGGCCAGAUGGGAGCCGUUUAUCUGUUCUCCGAGUCGCUGAAUCUUCAACAAAUUAACAGCCUGUACUGUCUCGGCGCAGGCUACCAAAGCUGUUUCAAAUUCAGAAACGAAGUGGACAUUCCGGCUGGCUACGUGAAGUAUUUAUUCGACGGGAAACUGGCCAGUUUGUUGGUGUUUGCCUACUGUCCCAAAAACUGUGAUCGGCAAUUGUGCUUGAACUCGAUCUCUCGCGAAAACCAAUGCCAUUUUAUGCAUACACCACAUGCGCUAAUGAUGGAAGGCGUAAAAGUCGUCACCACCCAUUCUAUUCACAGUACCUUGCAUUCGGUCGGCGGUGCGCAGAUGCUGUUGCCAUUGUUCAAUCAGCUGGACUUGCCUCAGGAACGGGCAUGUGGCAGCACUUUCGUCGAUCAUUCCAUUUGGUAG
Molecule: messenger RNA, 1170 nt
Organism: Soboliphyme baturini
Lineage: Eukaryota; Metazoa; Nematoda; Enoplea; Dioctophymatida; Soboliphymatidae
Source: the annotation of a GenBank genome assembly